CAGAAACCUUCAUCAUGAAGCUCUUGGUGGUCUUGCUUGCCUCAGUAGCAUUAUGCGCUGGUAGUGCAAUUCCAUUGGUGCCAUUAGAUAACAGUCAUUAUGUGGAAGGCGAGAGCCGUUACAUUUGGAUGCCUGAUGGUGAGGGUAACCCCCAUCUUGUAGAUUUGCAAGCUCCCGUUGAUGAAGAGUUUCUUCAAUCCAGAAAUGGUGCCCGCAAUGAGUACUGGCUGUUCACAAGACGUAAUCCUACCAACCGCCAAAUUUUGGUGAACGGCAACGCAAACUCAAUCCGUAACUCCAACUACAACGGAAACCGCCCCACCAAGGUCAUCGUGCAUGGAUGGAACAGUAACGGAAACACAGCAAAUAACCCUCUAAUCACAGCCGCUUUCCUUGCGGUCGCAGAUGUCAACGUCAUAGUCCUAGACUGGAGAAAUACUGCCAGUGGACUCUACACCACAUCCGUGAGAGCUGUUCCCGAUGUUGGCAGACACCUUACGAAUUUCCUUAACUUUCUUUUCAAUACCGCUGGCGGAAACUGGAACAACCUCCAUUUAGUUGGUCACAGCUUGGGCGCUCACGUAGUCGGUAAUGCCGGACGCGCUAGUAAUAACCGACCAGUCCGAGUAACUGGUAUGGAUCCUGCUGGUCCUCAAUGGGGUGGUAACUCAAAUGCUCUAAACCGCAACUCUGGAGUAUACGUUGAAUCUAUUCACUCUAACGGUGGUGCUCUCGGUAUCAUGGACCCUAUUUCUGACGCUGACUUCUACCCCAACGGUGGCAGAAAUCAACCCGGCUGUGGAGACCCCAUGUGCUCUCAUUCACGUGCACCACAACUGUUUGCCUCUUCGAUCAGAAGCAACCACUUAGUGGGAAGACGUUGCAAUAACCUCAGUCAGGCUCAAAAUAAUCAGUGCACAGGAGCUACUUUAGUCCUUGGUACCAGCAACUUGGGCAAGCGAGGACAAGGAUUAUAUGGACUAAGAACCGGUAACAGCUGGCCUUUCUAAGAACUUGAAAAAAGGAAACUAUAGAAGAAAUAUUGCUCUGUGAUGCAUGAAAUUCCUGUAUAUAUCA
Messenger RNA from Vanessa atalanta (red admiral), 1077 nucleotides. Its product is annotated as pancreatic triacylglycerol lipase-like. Gene Ontology annotation, biological process: lipid metabolic process. The record is from RefSeq and is a predicted model, not a curated record. Bases 15 to 1010 code for a protein of 331 amino acids. Gene Ontology annotation, molecular function: lipase activity. The transcript has 5 exons. NCBI's taxonomy places the organism in Eukaryota, Metazoa, Arthropoda, Insecta, Lepidoptera, Nymphalidae.